Messenger RNA from Myodes glareolus (Bank vole), 711 nucleotides. The record is from RefSeq and is a predicted model, not a curated record. NCBI's taxonomy places the organism in Eukaryota, Metazoa, Chordata, Mammalia, Rodentia, Cricetidae.
AUGGGGGGCUCUGGACUGCUGGACAAAGCCAUCCAGAAGGUGGUCGCAGAGAGGACCAGCUUACCUGGGGAGGAAUGGGUGUUUGUCUCUUCCAAAGAUGCAGAUAUGACAGAUGCAGCACAAAUGCAAGCUCUGUUCCAGAAGGUACAGCCUAACCAUGGCAUCCAUCUUGCUGCAAUGGUAGGCGGCCUUUUCCGGAAUAUCAAAUACAAUUUGGAUUUCUGGAUCCACUAUGAUCCACCCCACAGCAGCAAUUUUGGGUAUUUGUGUGCCAAGAGGAUGAUUGAUGUGCAGAACAGGGCCUACUUCCAGCAGCUUGGCUGCACCUUCACUGCUGUCAUCCCUAUCAAGGUCUUCGGGCCUCAUGAGAACAUCAACAUUGAAGAUGGCCGUUUGCUGCCUGGUCCCAUCCAUACGGUGCACCUGGCCAAGAGUAAUGGUUCAACCUUGACUGUAUGGGGUGCAGGGAAACCACGGAGGCAGUUCAUCUACUCUGUGGACCUAGCCUGGCUCUUCAUCUGGGUCCUGUGGGAGCACAGUGAUGCGGAGCCCAUCAUCCUCUCAGUGGGCAGGGAAGAUAAAGUGUCCAUCAAAGCGGCAGCCGAGGCUGUAGUGGAGGCAAUGGGCUUCUGUGGGGAAGUCACUUUUGGUUCAACAAAGUCAGAUGGACAGUCUAGGAAAAUAGCCAGCAAUGGCACACUUCAGGCCUAA